AAGACAAGCCAGAAGCCUUUGGUUACCUUCACUCUGCCUGAAGUUCUCACCAAGUCACUCUGAGAAUGGAGCGAUCCACCCGGGAGCUGUUUCUCAACUUCACCGUUGUCUUGAUUACGGUUCUCCUUAUGUGGCUUCUUGUGCGGUCCUAUCAGUACUGAGAGGCCAUGACAUGAUCCUGGGAUUGACUGAGACACCCCAGAGCUGCCUGCUCUAUGCCCUGAGAUCCCACUGCUGUCCUUGUCAUGGGAUGCCAUUCUUGGCACCCUAAGGCACCUCUGACCUUGUCUCACAAUGUCUGCUGUACCCUAGUGCUAGGAUGGAUGAUAUGUUCUGUAUAGAUGCUCCUCUCGAGGGCUGCCAAGCGUUUGCCAGGGAACGUGAGAUUUAUCCCCCAACUCUUACUGGAAAUGUGUUAGGCAAGCCACAAGGUUAAAAUUAAACCGGAUUCAUGAAGAUGUAA
Molecule: messenger RNA, 463 nt
Organism: Carlito syrichta (Philippine tarsier)
Lineage: Eukaryota; Metazoa; Chordata; Mammalia; Primates; Tarsiidae
Gene: SLN
Product: sarcolipin
Exons: 1
Coding region: 66-161 (31 amino acids)
Cellular component (GO): membrane
Molecular function (GO): enzyme regulator activity
Source: RefSeq, a predicted model, not a curated record